GGAUAUACAUGCGUAUUGAAUAUGGAAAAGAAAUAAAAUUGAAAACAAACAGAAAGCAAGGAAGGAGGUGACACGAGCAAAAGCACAGCAAAUCCAAUUCAAUCCAACCUUUUCUUUAUUAUUAUUAUUACUUACCUUUUAUCUACUGGUAAUUUCUGUUUCUAGUAGUAGUCUACUGGAUUUGUAACGAACACUGUUCGCAUCCCAAAAUUCUCACAGGUUCCCCAAUUUGGUAUUUUACGUAAUUUUACCUGAAAAAGAAGGGUAUAUUCACUUCCGCCCCUGCCUCCUUCAACCCGUCGUUUAUAUUUUCCGCAAACUCUAACACUUUCUAGUUCUACGGCCCGCUUCUCUUUCCUCUCUCUACCACUGUGUGUGUGUGUCUUUGUCCCCCGUAUAUCUCUCUCUGAACUCUGAUCUCAUCCCCGCCGUCUCUGUAAACCUAUCACAGUACAAUUCGCAGAGAUCCAGUCAGGUAUAACUCUUAUCUCACAUUACCAGAUCUGCUUCUGCUCUUGCUCUUAGUUAUUGGACUGCUGCCGCCAACGGAGCUCUGUUUCAGAUUCAUUCGCUCUCUCCCUCCCCUCUCCGUCUCUGCGUGUACACAUCUGUAAUUCUGCGUCCCUCUUAUCUCUUACUCUGAUCGUUCUUUCUCGGUAUGGCGGAUCGAGCUGUUUUCCUAUUUUCCCCUGGGUUCUGGUUCGUCGUAUUCGAUUUGAUUGAUCAGAUUGGCUUAUCCGAUGGUGUAGUUAGCAGUUUUCGUGAGCUGGUUUCUUUCUCCUGCAAGUUUCGAUGAACUCGAUGUGCCGGAUCUGAUUGUUUUGCGGAUCUAUAUCUAUUGGAUUUUAGAGUGCAGCUGCUCAUAAUAAUAUUAAUAAUUGUUUGGUUCGAUUCAUGCAUCCUGAAUGUUUUAUUUAUUUUUGGCCCUUGCCUGUGCGUUUGGUUUGAUUUUUGUUAGACUGUGGAGUGUUUGGUGGAAAUCUGCUGGGGAACGGGACUGCUUGUUAGCUGUGCAUGUCAUUUGGAUGCUGUUUGGUUCGUUGCACGUGUCUAACGCCUUUUUGGUUUGGGCUUUCUUUUUCUUAUCCGAUUGGGAUGGGUGAAAAAUAUCGUGGGUGACAUUGAUCGAUGAAAAAUAUCGUGGGUGGGUUUCAAUGGUGAUUGUUGAGCCGUUUGUAUGCAUGCGCUGAAUUUGAAGAGUUUUCUUCAGACUAGGAUUGAACAUGUUUCUUGCCUAUUGUUUCUUUUUGCCCUCUUUUUAGCUCUUUUCUUUCUGAAGCUGGUUGCUUUCUUGGUGGUUGUAGAUCUUAGCUGUUGAGAUGGCGACAUCCACAGCUGGGGCCACAUCAUGGUACAAGGGGAGAGUGAAAGCUGUGCCAUCUGGGGACUGUCUGGUCAUAGUGGCUAUUACCAGCAAGCAAGGACCUCCUCCAGAGAAGACCGUCACUUUGGCUUCACUUAUGGCACCGAAGCUGGCCCGGAGAGGCGGUGUUGAUGAGCCCUUUGCCUGGGAUAGUAGAGAGUUUCUAAGAAAGCUUUGCAUAGGGAAGGAAGUUACUUUCAAAGUCGAUUAUGCUGUGCCCUCAAUUGGGAGGGAAUUUGGUACUGUCUUCUUGGGUGAUAAAAAUGUUGCUGCACUUGUUGUUUCUGAAGGCUGGGCAAAGGUCAGAGAGCAGGGAUCGCAGAAAGGAGAUGCUAGUCCUUUUAUUGCUGAACUGCGACGCCUUGAAGAACAAGCUAAGGAACAAGGUCUCGGCAAAUGGAGUAAGAAUCCUGGUGAUGCCGAGGCGUCUAUCAGAGAUCUUCCCCCUUCUGCAAUUGGAGAUGCUAGUUACUUGAAUGCUGAGGCUUUUUUAGCUACAAACAAAGGAAAACCUAUGGAAUGCAUUGUUGAGCAAGUUCCGAAUGGAAGCACCAUCCGCGUCUAUUUGCUUCCAGAUUUUCAGUUUAUUCAAGUCUAUGUCGCAGGAGUCCAGUGCCCAUCCAUGGGCAGAAGAGCAUUAGUUGUCCCUGUUCCAGAAAAAGAGGAUAAAUCAGGCGAGUCUAACGGAGAUACUUCUGAGCGUAGUGUGGCAGAGAGAGUUGCAGCUCGAGCAACACAUCAAGACAAUCCUCCCCAGCCAUUUGCUGUUGAAGCCAAACAUUUCACAGAGCUCCGUGUUUUAAAUAGAGAAGUUCGUGUUGUUUUCGAGGGUAAAGACAAACAUGGUAAUUUGCUUGGUUCAGUAUAUUAUCCUGAUGGGGACACAGCGAAGGAUUUAGCAUUGGAACUUGUUGAAAAUGGUUUUGCUGAAUAUGUUGAAUGGAGAGCCAGUUGUCUGGAAGAAGAUGCCAGGCGUCGGUUGAGGGCUGCAGACCUUGAAGCAAAGAAAAGUCGCCGGAAUAUGCAUGUCAAUUAUGUUCCAGGCGCUAAAAAUUCGAAAGCAAUACACGACCAAAAAUUCACGGGGAAGGUUGUGGAGGUUGUAAGUGGUGAUUCCAUCGUUGUAGCUGAUGAUUCUUUCCCUUGUGGAAGUCCACUGGCUGAAAGACGAGUCUUUCUUUCAAGUAUUAAGUGUCCUAAGAUGGGGAAUCCUCGUGCAGACGCCAAGCCAGCUGAGCCAUAUGCCCGGGAAGCCAAGGAGUUUCUGAGAACACGGCUCAUUGGCAAGCAGGUACAUGUGCAAAUGGAGUACUCCUGGAACCCCCCUGAUGCUGCUGGUGUUGGAGACUCUAGAUUGAUGCAUUUUGGGUCAGUGUUUCUCCCAUCUUCUACCAAGGGGGACAAUGAUGAAACAUCAGCAACAGCACCACCAACUGCUGCUGGUCAGCCAGCCGGUAUCAAUGUGGCUGAGUUAAUUAUUUCUCGUGGCCUUGGUGAGGUUGUAAAGCAUAGAGAUCAGGAUGAAAGAUCAAGCUACUAUGAUGCCCUUCUUAAUGCUGAAUCGCGAGCUAUUGCUGCGAAGAGAGGGAAGUAUUCUUCCAAGGACCCUGCAGCCAAGCCCAUGCACAUAACAGAUCUUACCUCUUCUAAGAAUAAUAAUGCAGGAAUUGCCAAGAAAGCAAGAGAUUUCUUGCCGUUCCUUCAACGUGGUAGGAAGAUUGCAGCUGUAGUGGAAUACGUGCUAAGUGGUCAUCGCUUUAAGCUGCUGGUUCCCAAGGAAACUUGCAGCAUUGCCUUUGCUUUGUCUGGUGUUAGAUGCCCUGGCCGUGAAGAGCCUUAUUCCGAUGAAGCAAUCACAUUGAUGAGACUGCGGUUGAUGCAGAGAGAAGUAGAGAUUGAGGUCGAGACUGUAGACAGAAACGGAACUUUCUUAGGAUCCUUGUGGGAGUCAAGGACUAACAUGGCAACAGUUCUUUUGGAAGCUGGCCUUGCUAAGCUACACACUGCCUUUGGCAGUGACAGGAUUCCUGAAGUACAUCUACUUGAGCGGGCUGAGCAAUCUGCCAAAAAACGGAAAUUGAAAAUAUGGGAGAACUAUGUUGAAGGUGAAACGGUCUCUAAUGGUGCACCAACCAUGGAAGGCAAGCAGAAAGAAGUUCUGAAGGUUGUGGUUACUGAAGUCUUGGGAGGUGGCAAGUUCUAUGUCCAGACGGUUGAUGAUCAGAGAGUAGCAUCCAUUCAGCAACAGCUCGCAUCCCUCAAUCUUCAGGACUCUCCUGCACCUGUUAUUGGUGCUUUCAAUCCUAAGAAGGAGGACAAAGUACUUGCUCAGUUCAGUGCAGAUAAUUCUUGGAAUCGAGCUAUUAUUGUCAAUACCCCGAAAGGAGUUGUCCAAUCACCAAAGGAUAAGUUCGAGGUCUUCUACAUUGAUUAUGGAAACCAAGAAGAGGUCCCAUAUGCGAAUUUGAGACCUAUUGAACCUGCACUAUCUUCUGCCCCGGGGCUUGCUCAGCUUUGCACCCUGGCAUAUGUUAGGGUCCCUGACCUUGAUGAAGACUUCGGUCCAGAUGCUGCCGAGUUUUUGAGCGCCAACACUUUGAGCACUUCAAAAGAAUUCAGAGCCAAAAUAGAGGAGAGGGAUACCAUUGGAGGGAAAGUCAAAGGGCAGGGCACUGGCCCAAUCCUAAGCGUAACCUUGGUGGCUGUGGAUGCUGAGAUUAGUGUAAAUACAGCCCUGGUUCAGGAAGGACUGGCUAGGAUGGAGAAGAGGAGGAAGUGGGACCCAAAGGAUAGGAAAGUUGCACUUGAUAACCUAGAGAAGUUCCAGGACGAAGCACGUUCGGCCAGGAGGGGAAUGUGGGAGUAUGGAGACGUGGAGUCGGACGAUGAGGAUGUUGGUGCUCCACCAGCACGCAAGGCUGGCGGCCGUUGAUGAUAAGCGUUUUCGGCAACAAAAUUGCUCAUGUACAUUAUGCAUACUUUGAGCACACAGGUAAAAUGGUGCACUGCAAAAUGAAGAUGACGAGACAUGGGCUACAAGAGUGAAUAUGAUGAGGACAUAAAGCUAAAUCCUUCCCCAUUUAGGAUUCUAUAUAAGAGAGGUGAGCCGCAGGAUGCAGAGUUUUGUUUUUGUACCCGGAACAUGCUUCAGUUUUAGUUCCUCUCCAUUUGAGGUAAGAGGGGUUAUAAUUUGUAGGCGAGAUGCGGAGGUGAACAAAUUUUUCCCCCUAGUUCUAAUAAGGUGAACUAUUUAUAGCCAGUUUGAGUUUUAGCUUGAGAUGUUGGGUGAAAAAGUUCAUAAAAAGAAAGGACAGUUUUGGUAUUUGCAACUUUCUGGUUGCCAUUUACGGAGGAGCAGAUCAGGUGCAUCACCUUGUAGUCAUUAACUAUGCAUAAUCCAAUUAAAAUCUAUCACAUCGA
This is a messenger RNA of Linum trigynum, 4783 nucleotides long. The record is from the annotation of a GenBank genome assembly. Lineage: Eukaryota; Viridiplantae; Streptophyta; Magnoliopsida; Malpighiales; Linaceae.